This is a messenger RNA of Dicentrarchus labrax (European seabass), 2162 nucleotides long. It is a transcript of the gene bcl10, whose product is annotated as BCL10 immune signaling adaptor. Gene Ontology annotation, biological process: positive regulation of extrinsic apoptotic signaling pathway; apoptotic process; canonical NF-kappaB signal transduction. Gene Ontology annotation, cellular component: cytosol; CBM complex. The coding region runs from base 414 to 1160 and encodes 248 amino acids. Gene Ontology annotation, molecular function: protein kinase B binding; kinase activator activity; NF-kappaB binding. The transcript is spliced from 3 exons. NCBI's taxonomy places the organism in Eukaryota, Metazoa, Chordata, Actinopteri, Moronidae. The record is from RefSeq and is a predicted model, not a curated record.
AAAAAACAAUUAAGACGAUUCAACAAGAGGAAAGUCUGACUGUAGCCUUGUCUGCUAUUGUAAUAAAGAACAUUAUAUCUUUAUUAUAAACUGUUAAACUACAGAAACCAGCUUUAAGUGUGAAACCACCGACUCGGCUCUCUGUACUUCUUCUUCUCGUGUCGACGUAAACCUCGACAGAAUCAGGAAGUCCGGGGAGUUUUUUUUUUUUUUUUGUUUGUUUCAGACAGAAAAAAACUUGAAUGGACAGUGGAUACGGCACCUUCUGACGACAAAUAAUGGAGAGCCACACCUGUUAACGCUCACGGUUAAUUUAUUAAUGUCGUUUAUUUCACUAUUACUACCUUACUAACUUAUUUUAGUCGUCGUUCGUUACCCGGAACACCUGGAUUUUCACUUGGCGGGUGAGAGGGAUGGAUGUUCCUCAUCUCACUGAAGAUGAAAUGGCAGAGAUUAAAAAAGACGUGCUGACCAGACUGCGGCACUACCUCUGUGAUAAGAUCAGAGCCGAACGCCACCUCGACUACCUGCGCUCUCGCAGGAUCCUCACACGAGAUGACGCGGAGGAAAUCAGCUGCAGGUCCACGCAGACCAAGAGGACAGCCAUGUUGUUGGACAUACUGGCCGAGAAUCCCCGGGGCCUGGAUGCCUUGACUGACUCCAUAAGAGAGAUGCGCUCGCAAAACUUCAUCAUCACCAAGAUCACGGAUGAGGUGCAGAAGGCCAAAAACGAGAAGCUCGAGUCCCUCAGAGGGGCUUCCAGUUCCUCAUCUGACAGCAACCUCAGCUCUCCCAGCACAACUAGCGACCUCCCCUCAACGUUUUCAAACAACUCCACCCUCCUCUUCCACCCAGACGGAGAGCGAAGCCCCUCCACUUCGAAUGUCGUAGGCUCACUCAGUCUGUCCUCAUUACAGAAAGGUGCAGACUUGCCCUCUGGGGCUAGUGCUAGCAUUGGUGUAGCAUCCUCCACGACCUCCUCCAGCCUCCCGAGGCCCGGAGACCCAGGUGCUCCUCCGCUGCCGGAUGAGGUAAUGGUUGAAUCCCCCUCCAACAUAGACGGCGGAGCGCCGGGGUGCACCAGCAGCGGAGGGGACCCGAACUUCCAGCCGCUCCGGUCACGCUCCCUCACUCCAACGUCACACAGGAGCAUCUUUUAAUGCCACUUCUCAAUAAGACAGUGCUCAUGCAGUUAAAAGGGACGGACCAGCAGAUUCCUCCUAUACGAACAUUGUUAUUAUUAUAUACUCUCAUUGUUGUCUCGCACUCUUUUUGGUGUCGCUCUUGCCUUUGAUUAGGCGGUCAGAGAGAAAUUGAUAUACAUGGGAUAUACUACUACUAUAACAAUCAGCUGUUUACAAGAGAAAAUAGGGACAGUUUGUUACUUGGGCUUGGGGUGUAAGGUUUUAAAUACUGGUGCCAAUUAAACAUAAUGCCAACACAAUACCUGAAUUUUGUCUGCAAAACCCCCUUUUUUUAUUAAAUAGAAGAACCCACAUGUCUCAGAUGUUGAAUAUAAGCAGCUGUACAAUAACUUCCUAUAUAAAAACCAGUUUAAAAGUAGCAAGAAUUAUGAUAUGAAUCAGAAACUGUCUAAUCAGUAUUUAAGUAAAGAAGUAUGCAAAUUUGAGCAAGCGUUCGAUGCCAGCUUUCGGUACAGUUUUCCGCACAUGCUUCAAACACAUUUCGGUGCAUUGGGGUUUGAUACCCAUGUUGUGAGCUGGGAAAAUCUGACUCAUGCACUCCUACCUUGCUCUUCUUUCAUCUAACAUGUGAUUUCCUGAAAAACCAUAAAGCAGCUACAGUUUAGGUGCACUGAGAACGUUUUAUACACUGGAAUGACUACUUGAGCCUAUAGUGUGUGUGUGUGUGUGUGUGUGUGUGUGUGUGUGUGUGUGUGUGUGUGUGUGUGUGUGUGUGUGUGAAGUCUGAUCUCAUAAGAUGCUGCCUGUGACCUGCGGGAUGUAUCGCCAAAAAAUAAUGAUUUCCGGUUUAAUUCUAUGCAGCAUUAAGUCAACAAGAAGUUGCUUUACAUUUUCGUCACUACACAAGUCUUGAAUCACAACUUAUUGGGAAAUACAAACAAUGUCCUGCUUGUUACUUCGUUCUCUGGUCAUGUACAAUCAUCUGUUGCAUACUAAAGGUUUUCUGUAUGAAUUCAA